UUCAUUUUUACGCAAACCUCACGAAAGUGAAGACACCAUCAUCACAUCACACUUACUUUACUUAAACGACGACGAAAGAGACGAAAGCGAUUGGAUCAUUCAUCCAAAGUAACAGGACCAACACCAUCACCCGAAGCAUCACGACUAGUUCUAUAUACGAUACUCGACCAACAUGUCUGACCAUAGGAUUCAUAUGCGCCAUGCGCAUCACCAUCUGGAGCGCAAGGGCUGGGACGACGUCAAGUCAUUUUGGAACAAUGUAUUCUCACCCGAUCAAAAAACGGAGGCUGUCACCACUAGAAUCGCGCAAACAGUGACCGACGAGAGCUUCUGGGCGACAGCUACAGCCGAGGAAACCAUUGCGACCAAGGGGCCUCCUGUUACCGCUAGUGCUGCCCAUGCGACCACGACUGCGCACACCACUACACACCACAGCAACGCCCCGGCAUCCACCACAUUAAGAGCUCUCACCACCAAGGCGUCAGCACCAGCAGUGUCAUCAUCGCCUGCAGAAUUAGUGACGGAUGAGAUCAGGUCAACAGGAACCUUCGAGCUUGAGUCUACCUUGGCGCUUGCGGAGCCGACAUCCAAGACCUUGGAAGCAGCCACAUCCGCAACUGCUGCUCCAACCGCCACCGCAGCAAGCAGCACUCAAAAAGGAACCAGCAGCGCUGCCACAGCCGGUAUUGCCAUUGGUGUGUUGGCUGGUUUGCUGGCUGUCUUCCUGUUGGUGUGGUUCCUCUUCAACAAGCGAAAGCGCCAGAUGGAAGCAGAGAAGCAACGCCUGGCAGAUGAUGAGAAGAUCAACGGUCCCUUUUCCGACAAGAACGAAAUCAAAACUCCCCCAACUCCCCCCGCUGCCCCUCAGUUGAGCUUGCGACCCGAAUCUCAGUUCAUGCCCGGCGGCGUUCCAGAAAGGAGAGCUAGCCGCGCCAACAUGUCGAACCUCAGCUCGAACGCACCAGCGUCACCCCUCAACCGUCCCGCAGGAGCUAGCGCUUGGGAGCGUCCUACUGUCAGCUCGACUCAAACCGCUGGAGAACGGCCCGGUACCAGUGCGAGCUCCAACCCAUUCGGUGAUAACCAGCAAAUUCCCGAAGAGUCUUCACCAGUCAGCCCGGCUGGCGACUCGCUUGUCUCCCCUGGUGCGCCUGAAGCCGAUGCCGCUGCGGCUGGAGCUGUCGCGAGUGCUGCUGCGGGUGCCGCUGCUGGCGGUCUAGCUCGGAAAACUUCUAUCCGGAAAGAUGGACCCAAACCUCUUGAUCUGACCAAACCUCCACCUCUGCCCUUGAACGCCCACCCGCCCAGCCCUGCUGGAACAGAGUAUAGCAUGAACACUGUCGCUCCUGGCCUAUCACCUGGUCCUUCGGCUAGCGCUGCCGCUAUUGCUGCUGCUGGAGGACCCGCACAGUCAACUGUCCAUCGUGUGCAGCUCGACUUCAAGCCGACCUUGGAGGACGAAUUGGGUCUCCAAUCUGGCCAAUUGGUUCGUCUUCUGCACGAGUACGACGAUGGCUGGGCACUUUGCAUUCGUCUCGACCGGUCUCAGCAGGGAGUUGUUCCUCGGACUUGCUUAUCCGCGCGUCCAGUGAAGCCACGACCUCCUCAGGGCGGUCCUGGUCCCCGUGGGCCUCCGGUUAGGCCCAACUAUGGGCCUGGAGGACCUGGCUAUGGACCUAUGAGCCCCAACUACGGCCCAAAUGGGGGACCUGGAUACGGGCCCGGACCUAAUCAUGGCCCUAACGGAGGACCCCGUGGUCCCGGCGGACCUCCCCGCGGACCUCCUCAUGGUGGCCCGCACGGCGGACGUCCCGGGCCCGGACCCAUCAACACCAAGUUCAUGAACCCCCGCGGCCCACCAUCUUCCGGCUCGUGGUCUAGACCUGAGUCCCCCGCCGGGCCAAUGAUGCCACGUAAUGGACCGAUGAGCCCCAACGGUGGACAUCCUGCCUCACCGGGUGGCAACAACCCCAUGAGCCCGGUGCAGAGCGGAAACCCCGGGUCGCCGGUUGACCGGCCCAUAACCCACGGCUCGCAAAGCCCCGUCACCGCGAAUCGACGAAUGACGCCUCCCGGACCCAGCCCGAUUGCCCAGGAAUACCGCCCAGAGUCGCGAACCGCAUCUCCUGCUCCUGCUCCUCUGCCACCAGUGAGCAACGAGACAGCGCCAGGGCAGGCAUAUUAAUAACAUAAAGUACAAAUGAUCGAUACCCUUUUGACAUAUUGUACAAAAACAUGCCACAACGAACAUGCGUGUCCCAGAUACCCUUUCAUUCGGAGCAUAAGGUUCUCUUUUUUCACGGG
This is a messenger RNA of Neurospora tetraspora, 2304 nucleotides long. RefSeq lists its product as uncharacterized. Gene Ontology annotation, molecular function: protein binding. The transcript has a single exon. The coding region runs from base 173 to 2185 and encodes 670 amino acids. NCBI's taxonomy places the organism in Eukaryota, Fungi, Ascomycota, Sordariomycetes, Sordariales, Sordariaceae. The record is from RefSeq and is a predicted model, not a curated record.